GGUACAGCACCCAGCGCUCGAUUCAUGCCAGGAGUGUCAGACAUCCUCUACCAGGGAAAGCAGCACCUGGCGGUUUUCGCAGGUGAGACGCUGCCUGGCUCGACGAAGAGGACGACGCUAAAUGACCUCUGGGUCUUCGAGCCCUCCUCGGCCGUGUGGACGGAGCUUUUUGCGCCAACCUGCGGAGAACCGCCAGUCCCGGAAGAGGACGUCAGCGUGAGCAC
This is a messenger RNA of Symbiodinium necroappetens, 224 nucleotides long. NCBI's taxonomy places the organism in Eukaryota, Dinophyceae, Suessiales, Symbiodiniaceae. The record is from the annotation of a GenBank genome assembly.